Messenger RNA from Lontra canadensis (Northern American river otter), 1922 nucleotides. RefSeq names its product solute carrier family 25 member 45 (gene SLC25A45). Gene Ontology annotation, biological process: transmembrane transport. Gene Ontology annotation, cellular component: mitochondrion. Lineage: Eukaryota; Metazoa; Chordata; Mammalia; Carnivora; Mustelidae. The transcript is spliced from 6 exons. The coding region runs from base 255 to 1121 and encodes 288 amino acids. Gene Ontology annotation, molecular function: transmembrane transporter activity. The record is from RefSeq and is a predicted model, not a curated record.
GCGGGCCACCCGCCACGAUCCCUGCUCUGAGAUUUCACACUCCGCACAGGCCUUCUCCACCGUCAGGGCCACCCGAGGUGGCUUCCUCCCCUCCUGGUGCUGAGGUCUGGGCACUGGGCCACCGCUCACCCUCCCAGCUGAGUUAAACAUUAGUGGGAGGUUAUCGAGCAGGCGACGGGGAGGGAGAUCAGGGACGGCCAGACUCUCCCUAGAGUCUCCUAUCUGGAGCCACCGGAUCCCGCCCCUGCCAGACAAUGCCUGUGGAGGAGUUUGUGGCCGGAUGGAUCUCUGGAGCUCUGGGCUUGGUCCUGGGAUACCCUUUUGACACGGUAAAGGUGCGGCUGCAGACCCAGACCACAUACCGGGGCAUCUUCGACUGCUUGGUUAAGACUUACCGCCAUGAGUCGCUUCUGGGCUUUUUCAAGGGAAUGAGCUUCCCCAUUGCGAGCAUAGCCAUGGUCAACUCCGUGCUGUUCGGGGUCUACAGCAACACGCUGCUGGCGCUCACAGCGACUUCCCACCAGGAGCGGCGGGCCCAGCCUCCCAGCUACGCGCAUGUCUUCCUAGCAGGCUGCACGGGAGGCUUCGUGCAGGUCUACUGCUUGGCCCCUUUUGACCUCAUCAAAGUCCGGCUACAAAACCAGACAGAGCCGAGGGCGCUGCCGGGCAGCCCCCCGCCCCGGUACCGGGGACCUGUGCACUGCGCAGUCUCCAUCUGCCAGGAGGAGGGGCCCCGGGGCCUCUUCCGGGGAGCCUGGGCCCUUAUGUUGAGGGACACUCCGACGCUGGGCAUCUAUUUUGUCACCUACGAGUGGCUCUGCCGCCAGUCCACGCCAGAAGGACAGAACCCCAGCUCAGCCUCGGUGUUGGUGGCAGGGGGCUUCGCAGGCAUCGUCUCCUGGGCGGUGGCCACCCCCUUGGACGUGAUCAAGUCCCGGAUGCAGAUGGCGGGGCUGAAGCACAGGGUGUACCGGGGGGUGCUGGACUGCAUGGCGAGCAGUGUCCGGCAGGAAGGCCUGGGGGUCUUUUUCCGGGGGCUGACGAUCAACAGCGCCCGCGCCUUUCCUGUCAACGCUGUCACCUUCCUCAGCUACGAGUACCUCCUGCGCUGGUGGGGCUGAGCGUGCACGUAGUGUCCCCAGCUCCCCAGCCAGACCCCCGCCCCACCGCCCAGAUGCGAGGUCACGGGGAGCGCACCUGCUUGCUUCUCCAAUUGGAGAGGCCGGGCCUUUCCUGAUGGGCAGGCAGCGGCGGAGGGCAGGGCCUCGGGCUCCUGGACUCCGGAACCCAGGGCAGGCUUCAGGCUCCCAGCACCACUUGCCUUGGCUCCCGUGCUCCCCAGGGCUGUGAAACACACUCAGUGGCCCCUGGUGCCGGUGACAUUUGGCCCGACCUGUGACUUCACCCCUCAGAGAGCUCUCAGAGCCGGCUCUCCUGGGCGCUAACGAUCCCCUGGAUUCCAGCACCGCAUCCUCACCCAUCCCCCACCUGCUCCCCCAAACUGGAGAGCAGCCUUCUCUCCCCUGCUGGUCCAGAAUCCUUCAGUGGCUCCCUUGGCCUGUGGGGAAAAGCCCCACCUCCCCCACCUCUUGGGCCCUCUCCUCUCUGGGGCUUGGGUGGCCCUUGAUCUCUCCUGGCCAGCAGAGGGCAGCGGGUCCCUUGGCUAAGCCUGCUCCUUGGCCCAGGCAGAGCACUGUCUGCCAGAGUCCUUCCUGGCAGGCAAGGGAGUUUCCCCUUGCUCCCCACUGGCUGUGGGGUUUUCAUGCCACCCCCAACCCCCUCCUUUAUUCCCCAACCCUCGCCCUGCCCCCGAUCCCUCCCACAUCCCACCACAUGCCUCUAUCGCAGCCCCCGGUUUCUGAUUUGCUCCUCAACCUGGCCCCAUGACACAGGGAGCUCCUUGAGAUCAGGGGUCAGACUUC